Messenger RNA from Drosophila grimshawi, 4133 nucleotides. RefSeq names its product homeobox protein abdominal-A. The transcript is spliced from 6 exons. The record is from RefSeq and is a predicted model, not a curated record. Gene Ontology annotation, biological process: negative regulation of transcription by RNA polymerase II; anterior/posterior pattern specification. Gene Ontology annotation, molecular function: RNA polymerase II cis-regulatory region sequence-specific DNA binding; DNA-binding transcription factor activity, RNA polymerase II-specific. Gene Ontology annotation, cellular component: nucleus. NCBI's taxonomy places the organism in Eukaryota, Metazoa, Arthropoda, Insecta, Diptera, Drosophilidae. Bases 1394 to 3010 code for a protein of 538 amino acids.
UCCGCUCAGUUCAGCUCAGCUCAGCUCAUCGCAGCUUAGCGCAGCUCGACUUGGCUUGGCUUGACUUGGCCGAUCUCCGAUCCGACUCGAUUCGAUCCGAUUCGAUUCGAUCCGAUUCGAUUCGAUUGGACUCGCCCCGCGCUCGCAUUCGCAUUCGCAUUCGCAGUGUGUUUAUUAUUUUGUGGCAUUCUUAUUGUCGUUUUACUGUUGCUACUUAUGGCUUUAUAGUGUGGUUUAUAGUGGCACGAAGCUCGCGUAAAACUCACCGGCAGCAGCACCCGCAAAACAAAACAAAACAAAACGAAUCAAAACGAAACAAAAAACGGCGAAACAAAAAGCAAACAAAUGCGAAUAAGUACAUAAUACACACUGUCAAGCGAAUUAACGGUCAAUCAACAAGCAAAACUACACACUUAAACUGCCGUAAUCAGUUAUCGGCGAUCGUUAAUCGCAAAUCAGUGCGUGAACAAACCAAAACCACAAACAAAAACAAAUACAAAAUUGUCCAACAAUAAGUGCUGCGUGCGCAUACAUAAAUAUUAAAAAGUCAUAAAGCUGACGCACAGCUCGAUAGUUUUUCACCUACCUGUGCGAGCCCGGAAAAAAGUUAUUUUAUGGCAUUUAAAACCAAGUAAUUAAAGCCAAUUCCCCUGCAGCUAUCCGGCGACAUAUCUUCUUGCCACACGCACUCGAAAGGUCGUAAAAAAUAUAGAAAGAAAGAAAAAAACCAAACGCGUCGGGACUUUCUAGCAGCAACACCUACACUGUGAAAGCGUGGACUGUGUGUGAAUCACCAAGCAAGAAAUUCGAAUGCCAUAAAAAUAUAUCGCCCCAGUUGACCCGAUCCGUCGAAUCUCGAAUCUUGAGACAAGUGCCAAGUGCCAAGUGCCAAGUGCCAAGUGCCAAGUGCCAAGUGCCAAGUGCCAAGUGCCGUCGCAGCCAUUAAAAAUCGCGCGCCUAUAAAUCAAGCGACGGCAGACAGACCUCGCCUCAAACAUUUUCCGUGUAAUUGAUGGCCGCAGUUUAAUUACUUUUACAACAAAUAAACGUCGCACACUCAACACACACUCAACACACACACAUACACACACUCAACAAGAGGAGGAACAGCUGCAAGUGCAUCUGAAUACAUGUGCAAAAUUUAACAAAUUUCGUUGCGAAUUCACAUUGUGCAACAUUUUCAACAGAAACGCGGGUUGCACACUCUGCUACAACUACACAUUUUCAUGUUAGCCAAAGCACAAGCUGAGAGCCGCUAAUCGAAAGAUAAAAGAGCUGCAAACCAAAAGAUUAACAACAACAUCGACCACAUCAACCAAAUGUACUAAAACAAUAACAAAAUCGACUCCGACGCAAUUCGGCAAUUCUCGGCCAGAGAAGAAAGAUAUGUGCAAUGUCAAAAUUUGUUUUCGAUAGUAUGCUGCCAAAGUACCCACAGUUUCAGCCAUUUAUAAGUUCGCACUUAACCACAACACCCCCCAAUUCGUCAUCAGCAGCAGUUGCCGCCGCCCUAGCCGCUGCAGCCGUCUCAGCCACAACAGUCUCAGCGUCGACGCCUGGCAUCCAUCCAGGAAGCAGUACCAGCAGCAGCCACAUCAGCGCCUCGCUGUCGCCCAGCUCCAGUGGCCUCCAGCUUGGCCAUCAUCAUCUCAGCCAGUCCUCCAACUCGCCCGUGUCCUCUUCGUCGCCCUCCUCGACUGCGCAACAACAGCAACAACAACAACAGCAACAACAGCAGCAGCAGCAACAGCAACAACAACAACAGCAGUCGCAGUACUCGUCCCUCUCGGCCGCUCUGCAGCUGCAGCAGCAGCAGCACAUCAACAAGUUAGCCGCCGCUGCCGCAGCGGUCAGCUCACAGGGCAGCGUGUCCGGGCUUGGUGGCCAUCAGUCGCUGAGCCACGCCCACCAGCAGUUGCUGCUGACGCCUCCGUCGGCGGGCAACUCGCAGACCGGGGACAGCAGCUCCUCGCCCUCACCAGCGGCCAGCUCCUCGUUCGCCAUACCCACCAGCAAGAUGUAUCCUUACGUGUCAAAUCAUCCCACCAGCCAUGGUGGCCUCUCCGGCAUGCCGGGCUUCUCAGGCCUAGAAGAUAAAUCCUGCAGCAGGUAUACAGACAGCAUGAUGAACAGUUACCAGUCGAUGAGCGUACCUGCCUCGGCAUCCGCGAGCUUCGCCCAGUUCUAUCAGCAUGCAGCGGCCGCCUCAGCGGUAUCCGCGGCCAGCGCAGGAGCCAUUGGCGUCGACUCGCUGGGCAACGCCUGCACACAGCCCACCUCUGGGGUGCCUGGAGCUGGUGGCGCAGGACAGAGCAUUGCGGAUCUGCCGCGCUAUCCCUGGAUGACACUCACAGAUUGGAUGGGAAGUCCCUUUGAGCGUGUCGUUUGUGGCGAUUUUAAUGGGCCCAACGGAUGCCCACGUCGCCGCGGCCGCCAGACUUACACCCGCUUCCAGACAUUGGAGCUGGAGAAGGAGUUCCACUUCAACCACUACUUGACGCGGCGACGACGCAUAGAGAUUGCGCACGCCCUCUGCCUGACUGAGCGCCAGAUCAAAAUCUGGUUCCAGAACCGGCGCAUGAAGUUGAAGAAGGAGUUGCGUGCGGUCAAAGAGAUCAACGAACAGGCACGACGCGAUCGUGAGGAGCAAGAGAAAAUGAAGGCUCAGGAGACGAUGAAAUCCGCCCAGCAGAACAAGCAAGUGCAGCAGCAACAGCAGCAGCAGCAACAGCAGCAGCAACAGCAACAGCAACAACAGCAGCACCAGCAACAGCAGCAACAAGAUCAUCACUCGAUCAUUACACACAAUCCGGGCCACUUGCACCACUCCGUUGUCGGUCAAAACGAUCUCAAGCUUGGAUUGGGCAUGGGUGUUGGCGUUGGCGUCGGUGUCGGCGCUGGCAUUGGUCCCGGCCUGGGAGCUGGCCUUGGUGGCAAUCUGGGUAUGAUGAGCGCCCUCGACAAGAGCAAUCACGACCUACUCAAAGCGGUCAGUAAGGUCAACUCCUAAAUGGGCCGCCGAUCGUCAGUCAGCCACAAUCAUUACCGUCAUUGUCACCAGCGCCACAAUCCAACAACCACCGUCAUCGCCAUCGCCAUUGUAAUCGUCAUCGUCAUCGUCAUCGUCAUCGACAAUGUCAUCAUCAUCGUCGUCGCUUGAUGUCUAUAGUUUGGCGUCUUUUCGUCUCUUCUGUGUAAAAGAAAACAAAACAAAACAAAAGUUGAUAACAUAAAUACGUAAUGUUUUACAUAGUAAAUAGUUGUUUAAGUCUACAUAUAACGGAUAUACCUACAUAUAUAGAAACACACAGUACAUACAUACUUGUACAUAUGUAUGUACUCGCAUGCAAACACAGACACAUGCAAGUUCAAUGACUGUGCACAGUGGGUCGUUGUCGAUUUGAUUGAAAGUUGACAGUUGGGCGUUGUCAACACAAAAACUAAAGAAACAAAUUUUAACUGCAAAGGCUUUAAUUAUUUUUAAAACAAAUUACUUUGUUUUACUCGCAGAUAUUAAUUUAUUUCACAUUAUAACUUUGGCAGUGUUGCCUAUUUGAUAGACAGUAUUGCCCAAAGAUGUAAGACAUUCAAGUUUCAUUUCAAUUUCCCUCAUUUCCCUGUCAUUUCGGAGAAUGACCAUCUUAAUUUCAAGCAGCUACAAUCAAUCCCUGCCCACUGUGCACAUCGUGGUAAAAUUAAUGAAUACAUCGAUCUAUAAAAAAAACAAACAAAAAUAAAAAUAAAAAUAAAAAAUAGCGGUAAAUGCUUAUGUAGUGCUUUCGAGAGCAAAACGCUGAAUCUGAGAGGUUCGCAGAAAGGAAACAAUGAUUGGAGAUAACCAUGUGAAUUGAGCUAUAUUUUAUAGUCAAAUAGUCAGAUAACCCCGUGAAGUUGCCAGUGGCACAUUGCCAAGGACAACAAAGCGAAUAGCGAGUUCAACUGUAAAAUUAUUUGCGACUGCUGUAGGAUUACAUAUAUAUACAUAUACAUAUACAUAUAGUAUGGUAAAGAAUCACGAUUAACUAUGUUUAUGAAUAUUAUGGAAAUAUAUAUAUAAAUAUAUGUUUGUAUUUACAGAUAUGAUACCCCUACUUACUAAUAGAGAAAUAGAUCGUAUGUACGUUUUGUACUCA